UGUUUGUAAGGUUGGUUGCCACUCGACUUCAGGGCGUGCCUCGUCAUGAAUACAUUAUAUCCAAAUAAACGCACUCCCUGAAAUGCUGUAAUAUUUAUUUAUAUGUGGAUUCGAUCAUAACUUCUUCAGUUUGCGGUUGUGUUUCGAAGUGACAGGCUUGAUUGUUUUGAUAUGUGGUCCAGGAAAUAUUAUCAGUAUGUGGAAAAGGAAACACAUCGAGUUAGCUCGCUAUGGAAAGUUCUCCAUGUGUCGAUAUUUCUGCUAACAGCCAUCAACUCACUAAUAUCCUCAUAUGGAUAUGGAAACAUCUCAAAAAUUUUUGGUCGUCGCUGUGUACUGUACGCAACACCCAACCUAAAACUACGAGAAGUGACAAACCGAGAAACUUCAACUCGAAAUGUAACUAUCGACGAUAUUACAAUAGAGGCGAUUCUCGACAUGAAUCAGACUGAUUCUACGUUAUCGAGUGAAGAACAAAAAAUGUUGGUUUUGGACUUAUCCAAGCUUGAAAAACUUUCAUACAAAAACAAAACGUUUAUAUCGGAAAGGCGAUUUUGGUUUGAUAAUGGGACUUUGUCGGGAAAGAUCAGUAUGGAAUUCAUGGGUACGGUGUUUGGGAAGACGAUCACUUGUGAUUUUAUCCUCUUCAUUCCGCUUUCGUCUCUGGUCAUUGCUGCUGCCUUGGGAGUUAUAGCGAUUCUUUGCGGAAAAGGCGGGAGAGGAUAUGAAUCAGAUGUAUUGCCUGGAUCUUGGUCGUUUGUUUACCCGGUAAUUUUCACAUCAGCUCUGAUGACUCUCUUGUUAUGA
Leptinotarsa decemlineata (Colorado potato beetle) is the source of this 807-nucleotide messenger RNA. RefSeq lists its product as uncharacterized. The record is from RefSeq and is a predicted model, not a curated record. NCBI's taxonomy places the organism in Eukaryota, Metazoa, Arthropoda, Insecta, Coleoptera, Chrysomelidae.